AUGCGGGUGCCGUCGGCAGGAUCGCCGGCCAACGGCCUGCUACGCAUGCAGGCUGGCAAAGACCGCGUGCCGACCAGCAGUGGGCGGAGGGGGAAUGUACGCGGUGGUGAGGGCAACCAAGAUGAGGGUGUGCCGGCCGGCCCUCCAGAAGGGCAAUAUCAGGUGGACUUCCGCCCCGAUGCCGACCAGCACCAGCUCCAGAUCCAGAUCCAGUUCCAGCUCCGGUUCCCGCUCCGGCCCCAGCUGCAGGUUACUCUUGCCCAAGUUUCAACUCUUCACUGGUCUCUGUCCUCUCUCCCUCCCUCCGAGACUCUCGGAAGCAACCAGAACAGUUUCCACUUCACCCGACCUCAUCCUCCUCGGGCAAAGUGCGAGAAACCACCACUUACGCUGGUCUUCGGUCCUUCGAUUCCCUGA
This is a messenger RNA of Neurospora tetraspora, 417 nucleotides long. RefSeq lists its product as uncharacterized. Lineage: Eukaryota; Fungi; Ascomycota; Sordariomycetes; Sordariales; Sordariaceae. The record is from RefSeq and is a predicted model, not a curated record. Bases 1 to 417 code for a protein of 138 amino acids. The transcript is spliced from 3 exons.